This is a messenger RNA of Colius striatus (speckled mousebird), 5917 nucleotides long. RefSeq names its product large tumor suppressor kinase 2 (gene LATS2). Gene Ontology annotation, cellular component: spindle pole; nucleus. Gene Ontology annotation, biological process: hippo signaling; peptidyl-serine phosphorylation; positive regulation of apoptotic process. NCBI's taxonomy places the organism in Eukaryota, Metazoa, Chordata, Aves, Coliiformes, Coliidae. The record is from RefSeq and is a predicted model, not a curated record. The transcript is spliced from 8 exons. Bases 464 to 3841 code for a protein of 1125 amino acids. Gene Ontology annotation, molecular function: protein serine/threonine kinase activity; protein binding; ATP binding.
GCCAACAAUGUAGCGAAUGUCCCGACUGCGCCCCGCACUCGGCGCCCGGGACGGACCGGGGGGAAGAUGGAAAUCGGCCCGCGCCGUUGAACUCGCCGCCGUCGUUAAAGUUGAACGGGUAACCCCCUCACCACGGUAGGCUGAGCGGCGGCGCUGGGCGUCCCGAGGAGGUGAGCGAAGGCGCGGGUGAGGUGGCGCCGCGGUUUCCCCUCAACUCCGAACACUGUCAGUCUGCAAAAUGAUGAUUCCAAGGAUUUUCAUUGUCCGUAGGAAACGUGAAGAUUAUGAGCUGAACUAAAACGUUGGCAGAAGUUUCUCAAGAAUUUUGCCUUUCCUUUUUCUCUCCAAAGGAUUAUGUUUACAACAAAUUGAUACUGUCAAGUGACACUUUUUCUAAAUAAAGUAGUUUUAAACCCCUCUAAGAAUAAAGCUGUAUUUAUGCUCAGAGAAAACUGGAUUCACAAUGAGGCCAAAGACUUUUCCUGCUACGACAUAUUCUGGAAACAGCAGACAAAGGUUACAAGAAAUUCGAGAAGGUUUAAAGCAACCAUCCAAAUCUUCAGGUCAGGGGCUACCUAUUGGACCAGGCAGUGAAACUUCUCUGGACCAUAAGAUUUUGAUAGGGAAGGAUGCUGCGAGGCAACAGCAGAUGAGACAAACACCUAAGUUUGGACCAUAUCAGAAAGCUCUGCGGGAAAUUAGGUAUUCUUUGCUGCCUUUUGCCAAUGAGUCGAGUACUACAGCUGCUGUGGAAGUGAAUAGGCAGAUGCUCCAGGAACUGGUGAACGCAGGCUGUGAUCAGGAGAUGGCUGUUCGAGCACUGAAGCAGACGGGUAGCAGAAGUAUUGAAGCGGCUCUGGAGUAUAUCAGUAAGAUGAGCUACUUGGAUCCUAGAAAUGAACAGAUAGUGCGUGUGAUUAAGCAGACCUCACCUGGAAAGGGUAUUGUGCCAAAUAACGUAACCCGUAGGCCAAGCUUUGAAGGAUCAAAUGAAUGUUUUCCGUCCUACCAUCAGCUCAGUAAUGCAGCCUAUGAAGGGACAGGCUUUGGGGCAGAAGGUGCAAAUAUGCUGACUGAAGUUCCGAGGCCAUACAUGGACUACUUAAUCUCUACUUCGCAGUCUACAGCUAUGAAUGCUGCUGUACAACGACCCUCUGGAGUAGGCACUCACAGCACACCAGCAAGCCAUCAGCAGAAAACAUACCCUGCAAAUAUUGAGUCUUCUGUGAUUAAUUAUCCGGUGGCUAAUCACAGCAGCCAAGCCUUGCAGCUGCAGGCAGCCCAUGGCUCCAACAACCAGCAUUACAGUAGGCAGCACAUGAUGGUGCAGGGGGAGCCCAUGGGGUAUGGCAUUCAGCGGAGUCCAUCCUUCCAAAACAAGAUGCAGCAGGAGGGAGGAUACACCAGUCUCCCAAAUAAAGGGGCAGUUAUUCAGAAUAAUUCUGGUCACGCAUUUCAGCAGCCACCAGCAAGCCUGUAUAUAUCACAUUCUCAUCACAAGCAAACAAGCCCUUCUUCUCACCAAAUGCAUGUGAUGUCCAGAGGUCCAGCCUUUGCUAAUGAUUUUUCAGACAGCCCACCACAAAAUCUAUUAACUCCGUCUAGAAAUAGCCUAAACAUGGACCUCUAUGACAUGAGUAAUCCUCAAGUUCAGCAGUGGCAGGCAGCAACGCCGUCACGCCGAGACUCUUUACAAAAUCCAGGAAUAGAAACAUCUCCACGGCAACACGUAUCCUUCAGACCCGACGCCACGGUGCCAAGCAGAACUAACUCCUUUAACAACCACCAGCAGCAGCCGCAAGUGACAGUGUCUAUACGGCAGGUUCCUCCGUCAAAACCCGAUCCUUCAAUUACGUCUCCAAACACGAUCACGGCAGUCACAUCUGCUCACAUUCUCCAGCCGGUGAAGAGCAUGCGAGUGAUGAGACCCGAGCCUCAGACUGCGGUGGGACCUUCCCACCCUGGCUGGCUACCUGCACAGGCACCGGCUGUGGAUGGGCUGGAGCUGAUGGAGCAGCACGUGUCACCCGUGGGAGCAGCCAACGCCUACCAAUUGGACGUGGAUUACGGCAACCAGGAGCUGCGGUGCCCGCCGCCGCCGUACCCCAAGCAUUUGUUACUGCCCGGAAACUCUGAGCAGUUUGAUAUCAACUGCUUGUGCAUGGGUGUAGAGCAGACCCUCCGUGUGAUCCCCAACUCAACGUGCAAUAAGGCUGAGGAGAACAACGAGCGAAACGAUAAAAGCAGCAAGAGCACUAAAGCUGAAAAACCGAGCAAAGACAAAAAGCAGAUUCAGACGUCUCCGGUGCCUGUGCGGAAAAAUGGCAAAGACGAGGAGAAGCGAGAAUCGCGGAUAAAGAGCUACUCGCCCUUUGCCUUCAAAUUCUACAUGGAGCAACACGUAGAGAAUGUUAUAAAGACCUACCAGCAGAAAAUCAACCGAAGAUUGCAGUUGGAGCAAGAAAUGGCUAAAGCUGGCCUUUGUGAAGCAGAACAGGAACAAAUGAGGAAAAUUCUCUACCAGAAGGAGUCCAACUACAACAGACUUAAAAGGGCCAAAAUGGACAAAUCUAUGUUUGUGAAAAUCAAGACCCUGGGUAUCGGUGCGUUUGGAGAAGUGUGCCUGGCCUGCAAAGUGGACACCCACGCCCUGUAUGCCAUGAAGACUCUGCGGAAGAAGGACGUGCUAAACCGGAACCAGGUGGCUCACGUCAAAGCGGAGAGGGACAUACUUGCUGAGGCAGACAACGAAUGGGUGGUCAAACUCUAUUACUCCUUCCAAGAUAAAGAGAACUUGUACUUUGUGAUGGACUACAUUCCUGGUGGGGAUAUGAUGAGUCUCCUGAUUCGGAUGGAGGUCUUUCCAGAGCGUCUGGCUAGAUUUUACAUUGCAGAGCUCACUUUGGCCAUAGAGAGCGUGCACAAAAUGGGAUUUAUCCAUCGAGACAUCAAACCCGACAACAUUCUGAUAGACCUCGAUGGGCAUAUCAAGCUGACUGACUUUGGACUGUGUACUGGAUUCAGGUGGACUCACAAUUCAAAAUACUAUCAGAAAGGGAGCCAUAUCAGACAAGACAGCAUGGAGCCCAGUGAUCUUUGGGAUGAUGUGUCCAAUUGUAGAUGUGGAGAUAGGCUGAAGACAUUGGAACAAAGAGCUAAGAAGCAGCACCAGAGAUGUCUAGCCCACUCCUUAGUUGGAACCCCUAAUUAUAUUGCUCCCGAAGUCCUGCUUCGUAAAGGAUACACUCAGCUCUGUGACUGGUGGAGUGUUGGUGUGAUCCUCUUUGAGAUGUUGGUGGGACAGCCGCCUUUCCUGGCUCCUACACCCACAGAAACCCAGCUGAAGGUGAUAAAUUGGGAAAGCACCCUGCACAUUCCCUCGCAGAUCAAGCUGAGCCCUGAGGCGACAGAUCUCAUCACCAAGCUCUGCUGUGCUGCCGAGGACAGGCUCGGGAGAAACGGAGCAGAUGAUAUCAAAGCCCAUUCUUUCUUUCACUCCAUGGACUUCUCGACUGACAUCCGCAGGCAGCCGGCUCCCUACGUUCCAAAGAUCAGCCAUCCAAUGGACACUUCCAACUUUGAUCCGGUUGAAGAAGAAAGCCCUUGGAACGACGCCAGCGGGGACAGCACCAGGACGUGGGACCCGCUGGCCUCUUCCAACAGCAAACACACAGAACACGCUUUCUACGAGUUCACCUUCCGGAGGUUCUUCGAUGACAACGGGUACCCAUUCAGGUAUCCCAAACCCUCGGGAGUGGAAGUGGGCCAGUCUGAGAAAUCUGACGCGGAAGAGAAAGGUGUGGUGGAUCAGACUGGAGCUUGUCAGCCUGUAUAUGUGUAAAUUAUUGUAUAGAGUACUCCAGGUAAAACUAAUCUUAAAUCCCGUAGGGCUUUUAACUGAUCCUUUAGGAGCUGAUCCUGCAGCGCUUGUUCAGGUGUAACUUCAGCUGAGGCUGGAGGCGUCCUGGGCAGGCAGAAGCUUGCAGGGCCAGGUCCUAAAAACGGCACUCUUGAAAGUUCAGGUCAGUUUUACUGUAAAUAACUGUUAAUAAUUACACUUGAAAAUCCUGGUCUUCACCAAAGUCUCCAAGGCCAGCAGUCUGUCAUUUCCAGGCCUAUUUUUAUUUGAGGUCGGCGUCCCCCUACUCAGAUUAACACCUACAGACUUCUGCAACUGUCAGCGUUAUUUUUUAAAAUGAAUAAAGAGCACUUAUAUUUUGUUUAUAGCAGGGUUUUUGUUUUGUUUGUUUGUUUCCUACUAAAUUAUAGGGAUUAACUUUGACAAAUCAUGCUGCUGUUCUUCUUUUCUACAUUUUUAUUUUAUCCAUAGCACUUAUUUCACAUUUAGGAGGAUGCAUAAAGCUGAAGAACAUGUGAUGAAAGGUCUCCGUGCAAUAAUGUAAGAAAGAAAAAGGAAAACAAAAAAAAAAGAAAAAGGAAAAAAAGAAGAAGCCAGCUGUGUAGUUUUCUAAAUGUACUGAUGCCAUUGUAUCCGCACCGUGGUGUUUGUUUGUAUGUGUAUUUGCCACAUUUCGAGAUGGUGACAUAACCUUAAAGCUGCUUUAUUUCCUUCUGCUUAUUGGAGUGUAAUAGAAAGUGUGAGCAAGUGACAAAUCGAGUGUGAUUUCGUUGUCUAGCGUGUGAAGAAUGUUGCAUGAGCAGUGUUUUUCUAUUUGAAAUGGCCUUUUCUUGCCAUUCACAGGCAGGUCCUGUGGAUCUGUUUUUACUAAGGGUCUAAAAUUAGACCGUUUUAAACCGUGUGUUGAUAAUGUAUUGUGUGGGUGGCUUCCUCUCAUGAUUGCAUCCAACGUUAAUUUUGCAAAAGAGAUUGCAAAGGUUGUAACGGGACAGUGAGUUUGUGGUCUGAUGUAAGAGACGGCGUUAGUAAACACCUACCAGGGGCACGCACGUUUCCCCACGAAGGAUUGAUAGCACGGCCGUAAGCUACUCCCGAGCCGCUCCGUUCCGUGGCAGCUGCUGCGCCGGGGCUCCCCUGGAAGCUGAGCCGCGAGGCCGGGGCCUCGGCAGCUGCAGGAGCACCGAGCUCAGCGCCGCCAGGAUGCGGGUGAGCGCCUGCAGCUCCCCGGGCUGGGCGGCCGCGGGACACGGCUCCUGGCGCGGGACUGCCCGGCCCGGCCCAGCCCUGCCCUGCGGGACACCGACCCCUCCGGCACCGGCGUCGCAGAACGUCGGCGGCGUCCGUCCCGGUGUCUCCAGGUCACAGCGUUGCUGUGUUGCAGCACGGUAGUCCUUCUUUCCUGUCCAAUCGCAGGCAUACUUUGAAAUAUCAAUCCUUAACUAUGUUAAAAUACGCAUUCUUUUUUCUUAUAUAAGUGAGAAUUAUGCAAGGCGAUAUCCGAAUACUAAAGAUAAUUAAGCCAUACAUAUUUGCAUAUAUAUUAUAUAUAACUAAAUAAGUAAACACACACACCAAUCCUUCAUUCAGAUUAGUGUAACAGUCCUAUCUAAAGUGAUUGACACAGUAACAUUUGAGGAAAACACUCCUUUCAUGUGUUUUUGCUUUGUUUUGUUUUGAAAUCCGGAGCAUCAUUAUUUUUUUCCAUAUGUUAUUCCACAUAUUAUUCCUUAACGUUGUAGCCUAUCCUAUCCUAUCCUAGCCGUGGUUUAGCUGUCUAAGCAACAACAUAGAAGUUCGUCAGCCUAAACUAAACACAACUGAUUGUGUAUUUGUUUACAUUUGUAUGAAAGGAAUGUUCUGAGGUAUGCAGUGCUUGUGUUGUGACAGUUCACGUCAGAUUCAGUAUUACUGCUUUUUUUAUAUAGUAAUGCCGGUUUUUUUAUUUACAUCUAUCUGACAUUCUUUCAUGUGGUAGGUUCUUUCUCAGGAACUCAAUUUAACUGUUAUUUAUUGAUAUAUCAUUGCCUUUGAAAGCUUCUACUGGCACAAUUUAUUAAA